Poecile atricapillus (Black-capped chickadee) is the source of this 5167-nucleotide messenger RNA. It is a transcript of the gene DISP1, whose product is annotated as dispatched RND transporter family member 1. Gene Ontology annotation, cellular component: membrane. The transcript has 8 exons. The coding region runs from base 245 to 4873 and encodes 1542 amino acids. NCBI's taxonomy places the organism in Eukaryota, Metazoa, Chordata, Aves, Passeriformes, Paridae. The record is from RefSeq and is a predicted model, not a curated record.
CUCGGGGCCAGUGUUGGGGCGAGUGGAGCAGCGGCUCCGGCUGCGGGGAGAGCGGGCGCGGAGCCGGGGAUACCUGGGUCGAGAGCGGGCUGCCCUCUCCUUCCUGCCCGUCUGCCCCGAGUUGCGGCUGGUGAGUGGCGAGGGCUGCGUCCCGCCGGGUGGUUUCGGAGCUGGCGGUGCCUUCGGGAAGCGUGAGGAUGGAGGUUUAACUCAGAACAUCACGUGUCCACUGAGAACUUGGAGCAUGGCUAUGAGCAACGCCAGUGACUCUGUGGUCCUGAGCAAUGGCAGCAUCUUGUCAAAUGCUGCUGGCCCAGGGGUUGUUGCAGCGAAUGACGGAGACAUCACGGUCCAGCAGCUCCCAUCCAAGGAAACACCAAGAACAAAACCAAGUCCAAAUGGCUGCCUGCAACUAAAUGGUACAAUCAAACCAUCCUUUCUGCCUUUAGACAACCAAAGAACUCAGCAGAUGUUGUCGCAAUGCUGCCACCCUUGUCCAUACCAUCAUUCUUUAAGUAGCCAUAAUAGCAAGCAAGAAUGUCAUUCAGUGGUUGGCAGCUCAGCACCAUCUCCUAUGACCUCGUGCUGCAUGCAGCCACACACUGAGUACUCAGCCUCUAUUUGCCAAAAACACACCCCUGUCUAUCAGCCUGCCUGCUGUCUUCAGCCCUCCCCAUCCUUCUGCCUUCACCAUCAGUGGCCUGACCAUUUCCAGCAUCAGCCUGUGCAGCAACACAUAGCCAGGAUAAGGCCAGCCAGACCAUUCAAGUUACCAAAAAGCUACGCCGCUCUCAUCGCUGACUGGCCUGUGGUGGUCCUGGGCAUGUGCACCGUGCUCAUAGUGGUGUGUGCACUUGUGGGAAUAUUAGUUCCAGAUCUUCCAGAUUUCUCUGAUCCACUGCUGGGUUUUGAGCCCAGAGGGACUGCCAUAGGACAGAGAUUGGUCACAUGGAACAACAUGGUGAAAAACACAGGGUACAAAGCCACACUUGCAAACUAUCCUUUCAAAUAUGCAGAUGAGCAAGCUAAAAGUCAUCAAGAUGACAGAUGGUCAGAUGAUCACUAUGAAAGAGAGAAGAGGCAAGCAGACUGGAACUUCCACAAGGAUACCUUUUUCUGUGAUAUUCCAAGUGAUCGCUAUUCACGAGUGGUGUUUACAUCAACAGAAGGAGAGAAUUUAUGGAAUUUGAAUGCAAUUAAGUCAAUGUGCAAUGUAGACAACUUGAGGAUCAGAUCCCAUUCCCAGUUUGGUGAUCUCUGCCAGAGAGCCACUGCUGCUUCAUGCUGUCCCAGCUGGACACUGGGAAACUAUAUUGCUAUUCUGAACAACAGGUCGUCGUGUCAGAAAAUUGUUGAACGGGAUGUCUCUCACACCCUGAAGCUGCUUCGCACUUGUGCCAAAUACUACUACAACGGGACCCUGGGGCCGGACUGCUGGGAUAUGAAUGCCAAGAGGAAGGACCAGCUCAAGUGUACAAACGUGCCUCGCAAAUGUACCAAGUACAAUGCUGUUUACCAGAUCCUUCACUACCUAGUGGAUAAGGAUUUCCUAAGCCCAAAGACAGCUGACUAUGUCUUACCAGCUUUAAAAUACAGCAUGCUCUUCUCUCCGACUGAGAAGGGGGAAAGCAUGAUGAGUAUUUACCUAGAUAACUUUGAGAACUGGAACGCUUCUGAUGGUGUAACAACCGUCAUGGGAAUUGAGUUUGGAAUAAAACAUAGGUUGUUUCAAGAUUACUUGUUGAUGGAUACUGUGUAUCCUGCCAUAGCCAUUGUAAUUGUUCUGUUAGUUAUGUGUGUGUACACCAAGUCCAUGUUUAUCACGCUGAUGACUAUGUUUGCAAUAAUUAGUUCCUUGAUUAUUUCUUAUUUUCUCUAUCGGGUAGUAUUUAAUUUUGAGUUCUUUCCAUUCAUGAAUCUCACGGCAUUGAUUAUCCUUGUUGGGAUUGGAGCAGAUGAUGCUUUUGUUUUAUGUGAUGUUUGGAACUACACAAAGUUCGAUAAACCUCAUGCUGGAACCUCUGAGACAGUGAGCAUCACAUUGCAACAUGCUGCCCUUUCCAUGUUUGUCACGAGUUUUACAACCGCUGCUGCCUUCUAUGCUAAUUAUGUCAGCAAUAUCACAGCAAUCAGGUGUUUUGGUGUUUAUGCUGGCACUGCCAUUCUGGUGAAUUAUGUUUUGAUGGUAACAUGGCUGCCUGCCGUAGUUGUAUUACAUGAACGAUAUCUUCUCAAUAUUUUCAGUUGCUUUAAGAAACCUCAGCAGAGGGUAUACAACAACAAAAACUGCUGGACAGUGUUGUGCCAAAUGUUCCACAAGAUUAUUUUUGCAGUCUCAGAGGCAUCCAGGAUAUUUUUUGAGAAAGUUUUGCCAUGCAUUGUUAUCAAAUUUCGGUAUAUUUGGCUUUUCUGGUUCCUUGCCUUAACAAUUGGUGGAGCAUAUAUCGUGUGUGUAAAUCCAAAGAUGAAACUGCCGUCGUUGGAGCUCUCCGAGUUUCAGGUAUUUAGGUCUUCUCACCCAUUUGAACGAUACGAUGCAGAAUACAAAAAACUCUUUAUGUUUGAACGUGUCCACCACGGAGAAGAGCUCCACAUGCCGAUUACAGUAAUCUGGGGUGUCACACCUGAGGAUAAUGGUGACCCUUUAAACCCUAAAAGCAAAGGAGAGCUGCAGCUAGAUACCAGUUUUAAUAUCGCUAGCCCAGCUUCACAGGUUUGGAUUUUACGUUUCUGUCAGAAGUUAAGAAAUCAAACCUUUUUUUAUCAGACAGAAGAACAAGACUUCACAAGCUGCUUCAUUGAAACGUUUAAACAGUGGAUGGAAAAUCAAGACUGUGAUGAGCCAUCACUUUACCCCUGCUGCAGCCACUGGAGCUUCCCAUACAAGCAAGAAGUUUUUGAAUUAUGUAUCAAGAGAGCUAUAAUGGAGCUAGAAAGAAGCACAGGGUACCACUUAGAUAGCAAAACCCCAGGGCCUCGCUUUGACCUUAAUGACACCAUCAGGGCUGUGGUGUUGGAGUUCCAAAGCACCUACCUCUUCACACUGGCUUAUGAGAAAAUGCAUCAGUUCUACAAAGAGGUGGACUCAUGGAUUUCAAAUGAGCUUAGUUCUGCUCCUGAAGGUCUUAGCAGUGGUUGGUUUGUAAGUAACCUUGAAUUUUACGAUCUUCAGGACAGUCUUUCUGAUGGUACUCUGAUUGCCAUGGGCCUUUCAGUUGCCGUGGCAUUUAGCGUAAUGCUUCUUACAACUUGGAACAUAAUCAUAAGCCUUUAUGCAAUAGUUUCAAUAGCUGGAACUAUUUUUGUCACUGUAGGUUCUCUGGUUCUUCUUGGGUGGGAGCUGAAUGUGUUGGAAUCUGUCACAAUCUCAGUGGCUGUUGGCUUGUCAGUGGACUUUGCUGUUCACUAUGGAGUGGCUUAUCGCUUAGCCCCUGACCCUGACCGAGAGGGGAAAGUCAUUUUUUCUUUAAGCCGUAUGGGUUCUGCUAUUGCAAUGGCUGCCUUGACUACAUUUGUAGCUGGGGCAAUGAUGAUGCCCUCAACAGUGUUGGCAUACACUCAGCUUGGCACUUUCAUGAUGCUUAUAAUGUGCAUUAGUUGGGCUUUCGCAACAUUCUUCUUCCAGUGCAUGUGCCGAUGCCUUGGGCCCCAGGGCACUUGUGGCCAGAUCCCACUACCAAAAAAACUGCGGUGUAAUGCCUUCUCUCAGGCCUUUUCAGGAGCCCAAGGGGGCAGAAGUCAAAACAAAUCACAUCCUGUUAGCAAGUAUCAGAUGGACUCCAGGAGUCAGAAACCAGAAAUGGAGCAUGAGCACUAUGAGCUUGAACCUCUGGCAUCACAAACUGGAAUCUGUAACCCUGCAGAGAAAGUGACAUAUGAAGAAACUCAUAUCUGCUCAGAGCUCUUCAGCAGCAGGCCCCAAAACUCAUGUGUGCCUAUGCAUCCAGCCUAUAAUAGUGAAGUUAGUAAAGGCAUCAAAAAUGUUGCUAAUUCAGCUGUGCUGCAGACAUCUAUUGACCAACACACCAUAUGCCCAAUUUUCUCUCAAAACAGGCAGUGUAGCUGUCCUGAUGCAUAUAAGCAGGUGGCAGUGAAGUGGAGUCCACACUCCUGUCAGCAGUUAAGUGACACCUUCUGUUACCAAUGUUCUCCUUCCCCAGGGACCGUGCAGAUCCAAAGCUCUGUAGCUCCCAUAAAUGCUUUACAGCAAGCUGCCGAGGGUUACGUGCAUCCAGUCCAGCACGUCCUCCAUUGCAGCUGCCUUCAAGGAAGGCUCAAAAGAACGAUGACACAAAACUCUCUGCCUAAAAAUUUUUUCCUUCAGUCAGUGCAACAGUUCCAGGCACAUCAAAGAAUAAACAGAACAGAUACACAUGCUCAUCAAAACCCAGAGGAAAACGUAAGAACUGCUCCAAAGGUGAUGAGCUCCUCACAGUUCCUCUGCCGAAACGCAGCACCUCUAAUAGUGCGUUGCUCUGAAUGUGAGAACAGCAUCUCAAAUAACCAAAAGGGAUUCUGUCAGCAGAUAGACAAGUGUGAUGAAAAGGGUGGUACAGAAGCGAACGGGGUGGAAAGCAAGAAAGCCUCUCUGUCAAAGCAGAAAAAGAAAGCUGAGGGCAAGAUAGAUCAGCGUUCUUUGCAGAAUGACCGAGUUUUGAAGGCUGACCAAAAUGAUAAAAAACACCUGCUGACCAGGUCAGGGAGAGAAGCUCGCUCGGAGGGUUGCCAUGAAAGUUCACACUGUUGUGGCAAGGCAAUCGUAGUGAAGUGCAAUUCUGUUGACUGUCAAAUGCCAAACGUCGAAGCCAAUGUGCCUCCUAUGUUAAUGCGCCCAGAACUUUCCAAUGAAAGUUUGUUAAUAAAAACACUAUAAUAAACCUUUAAGUUGGCAAUCUUGCGUCUUUCUUUUAAAAGUAAGUUUAAAGCACUAGAAAGGAAAGUCCUGAAUAAAUAUGAAUUAUAAUUUGCCUUUUAGACUGAAAAAUGUAUUUUAUAGAACAAUAGCAUUUAUACAUUUCAUAAAGCCGUUACAUGUAGUAAAACCUGAUGUUGUCCCGAAUGUUUUUUUUGCUAUAACUCAUAAGGUGGAUUACACUUCAUUUAGGUUUUGUUCCAAGGCAUUAGUGUUGGAUUUCUCCUUAUAAACCAUCUCAAGAAAUAAAGCAUU